AUGAGGGUUCUGUCGUUCCUGCAAAGGGCUUAUCAUGAUCACCCUCAUGUUUCAAAAAUUUUGGUUCUUUGCUCCUUGAGUAGUGGAGGUCUUCUUGCAUACUCGGAUUCUCAACCAGAUGUCAAAGCCCCUGCAAUUGAAGAUUGUAAUAGUCAGUUACAGACGAAGAAGAAAUUGGUGGUGCUUGGAACAGGAUGGGCUGCUACAAGCUUUCUGAAAGAUCUGGAUAUCUCUAGCUAUGAUGUGCAGGUUGUCUCCCCAAGGAAUUAUUUCGCGUUUACUCCUUUGUUACCAAGUGUGACGUGUGGAACCGUUGAGGCACGGAGCAUUGUUGAGCCUGUUAGGAAGAUAAUUAAAAAGAAACAUGGUGAAAUUCUAUACUGGGAAGCAGAAUGCCUGAAGAUCGAUGCUGCAAAUAAAAGAGUGUCCUGCAAGUCUGUUGUCGAAAACUUACAAGGGAAAAAUGAGUUUGAUCUGGAGUAUGAUUAUUUAAUUGUAGCAGUUGGUGCCGAAGUUAAUACUUUUAACACUCCUGGGGUGGUGGAGAAUUGCCACUUUUUGAAGGAAGUAGAGGAUGCACAAGAUCUCCGAAGGUCUGUUAUUGACUGUUUUGAAAAAGCAGUUCUUCCAGAUAUAACUGAAGAAGAACGAAGAACAAAUCUCCACUUUGUUAUUGUCGGUGGGGGUCCGACUGGGGUAGAAUUUGCUGCUGAGCUACAUGACUUUGUUCAUGAGGAUUUGACCAACUUAUAUCCCAGCGUAAAGGAUUUAGUCAAAAUAACUAUGAUUCAAUCUGGAGACCAUAUUUUGAAUUCGUUUGAUGAAAGAAUUAGCACAUUUGCAGAAAAGAAGUUCACAAGAGAUGGCAUCGAAGUUUUGACUGGGCGUCGGGUCGUGAAUGUUUCAGAUAAAAUGAUAAACAUGAGAAUGAAGUUGACUGGCGAGGAUGUUUCCAUGCCUCAUGGUCUGGUUGUGUGGUCGACAGGGAUCGGCACUCGUCCUGUUAUUAGGGAUUUUAUGGAACAAGUUGGCCAGGCCAAUAGACGUGCUCUAGCAACUGAUGAAUGGCUACGAGUCAAGGGAUGUGAAGCUUCUGUGUACGCUCUUGGUGAUUGUGCUACUGUAGAUCAAAAACAGAUCAGGGAAGAUAUCUCGGAAAUUUUCAAAGCAGCAGACAAAGAUAAUUCUGGAACACUCACACCUGAAGAAUUAAAGGAUGUGAUUGAGGAUAUUAUGAUUAGGUAUCCCCAAGUAGAACUUUAUCUGAAAAGCAAGCAUAUGUUGGAUAUAAUAGACUUGUGGAAGGACUCUGAGGGAAAUGAUAAAGUAGAGAUAGAUAUUGAAAGGUUUAAGUUAGCUCUGUGUCAUGUUGACUCACAGAUGAAAAGCCUUCCUGCCACUGCACAGGUCGCUGCUCAACAAGGUGCAUAUCUUGCUAGGUGCUUUAACCUUUGGGAAAAAUGUAGAAGUAAUCCAGAAGGUCCUCGCCGCUUCAGGAGUGGUGGGCGCCAUGAGUUUCGUCCUUUUCAGUAUAGGCAUUUUGGGCAAUUCGCUCCGUUAGGUGGAGAGCAAGCUGCAGCUGAACUUCCUGGAGACUGGGUUUCUAUGGGUCGUAGUACGCAGUGGCUGUGGUAUUCUGUCUAUGCAAGGUUAGAAUCAUUUCCUUCAUGUAUGCACUAUAACAUUUCCGAACUUUCCUCAUCGGAUUCUGAUACCCUGUUUAAAAAAAUACAGCAAGCAAGUCAGCUGGCGGACGCGAGUGCUAGUGGUCUUUGA
Oldenlandia corymbosa var. corymbosa is the source of this 1776-nucleotide messenger RNA. The record is from the annotation of a GenBank genome assembly. Lineage: Eukaryota; Viridiplantae; Streptophyta; Magnoliopsida; Gentianales; Rubiaceae.